Molecule: messenger RNA, 529 nt
Organism: Tigriopus californicus
Lineage: Eukaryota; Metazoa; Arthropoda; Copepoda; Harpacticoida; Harpacticidae
Product: rhodanese domain-containing protein CG4456-like
Exons: 2
Coding region: 145-483 (112 amino acids)
Cellular component (GO): mitochondrion
Molecular function (GO): thiosulfate-cyanide sulfurtransferase activity
Source: RefSeq, a predicted model, not a curated record
CUUCUGUGCAAACGAGACGACAUUCGACGUCGUCAUGGAAGAGAGAGGUAUAAUAACUUGGAGAUAGGCACGGGAGUGGUUAGUUGUAUUCUGUGAUUGUCAAUCUUAUCGUCAGGAACACGUACAAAGUGAUCGGUCUCUAGUAUGGAUUUCGAAAAAGUUAGCAAGGGUCUUGCAACCGGCGAGUUUGUCCUCGUUGAUGUCCGUGGUGGGGAUGAACGUAAAGCUAAAAGGAUUCCCGGCUCCCAGCAUAUUCCACUUCCUGAAAUGGAUACUGCCAUGACAUUGGGUGGUGAAGAGUUUAAAGCUAAAUACGGAUUCGCCAAGCCCGAGAAGACCACCCAUUUGGUUGUUCAUUGUCUCAAAGGUGGGCGUGCUGCUAAGGCUGCAUCGUCAUUGAAGGCCCAGGGAUAUAAUGCCGAGCCUUAUUCCGGAAGCAUGGAAGAUUGGGUUGCUCGCAACGGACCAACUGAGUCUGGAUAAAUCAACUGCUAUUCUGGGGCAAUAAAAUAAAUCCCACUAUAUCAUA